This is a messenger RNA of Bubalus bubalis (water buffalo), 4847 nucleotides long. It is a transcript of the gene HECTD2, whose product is annotated as HECT domain E3 ubiquitin protein ligase 2. Lineage: Eukaryota; Metazoa; Chordata; Mammalia; Artiodactyla; Bovidae. The transcript is spliced from 21 exons. The record is from RefSeq and is a predicted model, not a curated record. The coding region runs from base 133 to 2460 and encodes 775 amino acids. Gene Ontology annotation, molecular function: ubiquitin protein ligase activity. Gene Ontology annotation, biological process: protein polyubiquitination.
CGGCGGCGGAGGCUGGACGCGGUGGCCCAGAGCCCUCUCGCGGCCGCGGCGGCAGCAGCGCCAACCCCAGCAGCAGCCUGGCCGCCGCCGCCGCCGCUGCCGCCGCCUCGCGCUCUAGCCGCCCGGCCCGACAUGAGUGAAGCGGAACGGGUGCCCUCGCCCGCCGCGCCGCCGGCGGUGGCGGCGACUGCGCCGGAGGAGAAGAAAGGGAAGGAACCGGAGCGUGAGAAGCUGCCGCCCAUCGUGUCGGCGGGAGCCAGUGCCCCUGCGGGUUUGGACAGAGGAUUCAAAGGCCAGAUUUCUACUUUCAGCAGUGUUAUUUCAACUGUUAACCAAAAGAAAGAAGCCGCUGAAAACAGAAGUUCACCUACACAUCUUGUUUUCCCUAACAUCAAGAAUGUGAGAGAUCCACCACCAAUUUCCCUUGAUGUUAGACAGAAACAGCGCAUCUCCACAGAUCCAUUAUCAUCUGAAAUGAAAGCCCCAGUUCUGCCAGAACCCAUCCUUCCAGUUCAGCCCAAAACUAUGAAAGACUUUCUGGAAGAUGUAGAAAAAGCUAAGUCAUCAGGAGAUUGGAAAACAGUAUAUGAUUUUUAUCUUACAACAUUUGAUUCUUUUCCAGAACUAAGUGCUGCAUUUAAGAAAGAUGCCUCUGCCUCUAAUACUAUUGAAGACUCUGGGAUUAAUGCUAAAUUUGUGAAUGCUGUAUAUGACGCCUUACUUAAUACUCCUCAAGACAUUCAGAAGACAGUAUUAAAGGGAAUCAUUAACAGCCUGUUACAAGAAUGGAAAGGUCCACGAACAAAAGAUGAUCUUAGAGCAUAUUUUAUACUUUUACAGAAUCCUCAAUUUAAUAACACAUCUACGUAUGUCAUCUAUGCUCACUUGCUACGACAGACAGCCAGCUUAGUGGAAGCUGACCAUCAUUUCCUAGCUCACUGGUUUAAAAAAUUAUCCCAGAAGAGGUUCAAACCAUUGGUAGAGAGAUUGCUGCAGUUUAUUUCUUUACGCCUGUUUCCUGCAAAACCUGAAGAAUUUCCACCUAUAUCAAAGUGUUCGUGGUGGAUCCCAUCAGCAUCUAAAGUAUUGGCUUUACUUAAUACUGCAAACAGUUUGGUUCACCCUCCCCUUAUUCCUUACACUGAUUUCUAUAAUUCUACAUUGGAUCACAUUGACCUCAUGGAAGAAUACCACACCUGGCAGAGCUUUGGAAACUCUCACAGGUUUUCCUUCUGUCAGUACCCAUUCGUUAUUUCUAUAGCUGCAAAAAAAACCAUUAUUCAAAGAGACUCAGAACAACAGAUGAUAAGCAUCGCAAGGCAAAGUCUGGUGGAUAAAGUAUCUCGAAGACAGAGACCUGAUAUGAAUAUGUUGUUUCUAAAUAUGAAAGUAAGGCGGACACAUCUGGUUAGCGAUUCUCUUGAUGAGUUAACUCGGAAAAGAGCAGACCUGAAAAAGAAGUUGAAAGUUACAUUUGUAGGGGAGGCUGGUUUGGAUAUGGGUGGCUUGACUAAAGAAUGGUUCCUCCUCCUAAUUCGCCAAAUUUUUCAUCCAGAUUAUGGCAUGUUUACAUAUCAUAAGGAUUCAUACUGCCAUUGGUUUAGCAGCUUUAAAUGUGAUAACUAUUCUGAAUUCCGAUUGGUUGGAAUUCUUAUGGGACUAGCUGUUUAUAACAGCAUUACUUUGGAUAUUCGUUUCCCCCCCUGCUGCUAUAAGAAAUUAUUGAGCCCUCCCAUCGUUCCUAGUGAUCAAAAUACGCCAGUAGGCAUCUGCAGUGUUACCACUGACGACUUGUGUCAAAUUAUGCCUGAGUUGGCCCACGGAUUAAGUGAACUCCUGUCAUAUGAAGGCAAUGUUGAAGAAGAUUUCUAUUCCACAUUUCAGGUGUUUCAAGAAGAAUUUGGAAUAAUUAAGUCCUAUAAUUUAAAGCCAGGUGGUGAUAAAAUUCCAGUUACCAAUCAAAAUAGGAAAGAAUAUGUACAGCUUUAUAUUGACUUUCUUCUCAACAAAUCCAUCUAUAAGCAGUUUGCUGCAUUUUAUUAUGGAUUUCAUAGUGUGUGUGCUUCAAAUGCCCUAAUGCUGCUUCGUCCAGAAGAGGUUGAAAUUCUGGUCUGUGGAAGUCCUGAGCUGGAUAUGCACGCCCUGCAGAGAAGUACACAGUAUGAUGGUUAUGCAAAAACUGACUUGACUAUCCGAUACUUUUGGGAUGUUGUGCUUGGAUUUCCUCUUGAUCUUCAAAAGAAGUUGUUACAUUUUACUACAGGAAGUGACAGAGUUCCUGUAGGAGGAAUGGCUGAUUUAAACUUUAAAAUCUCAAAGAAUGAAACGUCUACUAACUGGUUGCCUGUGGCCCACACCUGCUUCAAUCAACUUUGCCUUCCCCCCUACAAGAGCAAAAAGGACCUGAAACAGAAAUUGAUCAUUGGAAUUUCAAAUUCAGAAGGUUUCGGACUUGAGUAACCAAGAAGACUUGAAAUACAUUUAUAUGUAGCAUUCACUUCCCUCUUAUUGUGCCUUUAACCUUUUCAUGUUUUCUGUCUCAAAAUACCUUGAAAAAGCUCACCAACUUUAAAAGACUGACUUAAAAAAAAAAAAUCAAAUAUGAAGUGUGUUCAGUAGAGGCAUGGUUUUCUAAAAACACCACACAGUUUGAGUGAGAAAAAGACCAGAUGGCAGAGACAGGUGGGUCCGGUCCCUCUUUUUAUAGCACUUUAUCAUCCUCCAUAAGUAGUGCAUCACAGGUGUCCCGCUGGGGAAGCAUCGUGCAGUCAAGAAUGCAGCGAUGACAGCGUGGGUGGAGCCCAGUGGCAGAGCGUGUGCUGCUCGCACACAGUAGCAACAUGGACAGCUACAUUAUCAUUAAUGUGGGGCAUGUAGCCAUAUUUUCAUAUAGCGGUUAAACAACAGUAUAAUUGCAAAUGCAAUUUACAGGGGUUUUUUUUGAUAUACUGGCUUUGGUCCUCUAAAGAUUCUUUUCAACCGUUCCUGAAAAUCAGCAUGUAAAUAACUACAUAAUAGCCUGAGAAUAAUGGGAUUUUGAUAGUGCCAUUUAUUGCUAAAGAUUUAUUUUUACAAAGUAAAUUCAGGGUUUUAGAUGUGUGUACAGCUUUUACAAAUCAAUAAAGAUGAUUGUACAAGAGUGUAACUAUUUUCAGACUAAUUGGACUCAAGGUUAUAUUCUUUUAAGUAUCGUCAGUCUGCAUGCACAUGCGCAGUAAACUGGUUACUUUGAGUACUCUGUAAUGUUUGUAGAAUCCUUUCUUCUUAGGGGUCAGAAUAUUAGAAAGGAAAUAGAUCUGACUAGUCACCGAUAAAUUAAGUCAAUUACAAGCACAAAAAGAGAGAACUGAUUUAUAUAUACUUUGAUUGACAUACAAGACUUAUUUAUAGUAUUUUUUGAUCACCUGUUGUACUGAAACACUAAUUUUUGAAAACAAGUAGGAUAAGAUAUUUGACAAAAGUGAAUACGAUAACAUUUGUGUCAAAAUGACAUGAAGCGAAGCGAAAGUCACUCAGUGACAUAGCUUGAUGGAAAGAUAAGGUUCAACAUUUUGGCCCAAAUGUUUGUUUUUCACUGGAUUCUGAAUAUAGCAAAUUCAAAAGUACCCUUUUUGGAGUUUCUUAAUAAAGCAGCAUGUAAAAAGAAACUGCAUUUUAAGUCAGACAGUAAAUGGUUUUAAUUUACAGCAAAUGAAGCAGUUUUAUUAGCACAUUACAGUAUUUCCAAAUCGACUUCUGUAUUAUACUUUGAUAGCUUUCCUUCAGAAAACUCUGAGGGUGUAUUUGCAAUAAUAAUGAAGCCAGCAUUUAGUACCAGCACAUGGUUCUCAUGCAAAUAAUACUUUCCCGAUUUCCAAGUUACACUACUAUCUUAUUGCUAGGAUUCCUACACCCCUACCAGCAGAAUUCUUCUAGGGUGGAGGAACUAAUCAGCUUGUUCUGCAUUUCCAAAGCCAACUUUUGAAUCCUGGAGGAAAGGAGUUAGUUCAUUUACUAUUCUGUUUGGGACAGAAGUGAUUCCACUUUUCCACUUGGACAUACUAUUUAAAGGAUUUUUCUUCUUAAAAUUCUUGGAACACCUAAGAGAUUUAAGGGCAUGUUGGUUUUGUUUUGUUUGCUCUGUUUGUAAUCCAUGUGCAAAUAAAACUGCUUCUCUCUUACACUGCUUGAACUAGAAAGUAAGGUCUUUAGUGUAGGUUACUGCUAACUAAUAAGCACAAAAGAAUCAUGUAUAAGAAACCAGAUUUAAGUGUUCUAAAUAAAAUGUAAACAAAACUUCUACUUGGUAGAGAUGGGAAAAUUGUGUUGGCUUGGUCUGCAUGUCUAUGAUGUGCUUGUAUAUCAAUAGCUAAUGUCAUUUUUAAAUAAGAAGUAUACAAGCAAGCCAGAUUUUUAAAUGACAGAGUCCAUAAACAACUGGAAAAUGUUUGUUGUCUGUUGUUGAAAUUUAUAAUCAUUUAUCACUAAAUUGCACAUUGCCUUUAUUUAUUUAUGCUCUGGUUUUGGUUUACAGUGUAAUUAAUACCUCAUUUUUUAAAAGAACCACUACUGUUAUAUUUCGUUAAUUUAAACAGCUAGAAAAUUCAUGCAGUUGCUUUCUUUUUAUAUAAUCUGUUCAUGAACUCUUGAUUUUUGUAUCUGCCACAGUAAAUUAAAGCAUUGCACAGUAUUUAUCAGUAUUUACAAAAUGUUCUGUCCUUUUUUAAUCUUUGUUUAGUUAAUCAUAUUUUUGUCUGUACGAUCAGAAGUUUUUAAAUGCCCCUCUUUUUUGUACAAAUGUGUAUUGUAUUAUAUUGUUAAUUUCUGGAUAAAUUUUUUCAAAUAUUAAAGUUAUAUAAUCAACUAGA